Brassica oleracea var. oleracea is the source of this 2214-nucleotide messenger RNA. RefSeq lists its product as uncharacterized. Bases 1 to 2214 code for a protein of 737 amino acids. The transcript has a single exon. Gene Ontology annotation, molecular function: zinc ion binding; nucleic acid binding. NCBI's taxonomy places the organism in Eukaryota, Viridiplantae, Streptophyta, Magnoliopsida, Brassicales, Brassicaceae. The record is from RefSeq and is a predicted model, not a curated record.
AUGGGAGAAGAAACUCAAGCAGCUUUGAUGCAGGCCCUCCGUGAUCUGCAAGAAGAGAUGAAGAACAUGAGACAAGAACUUGGAGGCAGGAUGGACCGGAUUGAGCAUAGGCCAGUCAUUAGGCCACAGAGACGAGUUGACUUUGGAACAGCUCAGGCCAAUACAAUGCCAGCGGGCACAGCUCCAAGAAGAACCGGAAUACACUUCAACGACAUUCCGGAGGCUAGCAAUACUCAUCAACAACCAGAAGAUGACCCCGGACCUUUCUAUCCCCAAAACCAGAAUCAAAGGAGAACUGAGGAACAAGAUGACUAUGGCGAAGAAGAUGAAGAGGAUGAGGACUUCUUACCCCGGCCAAGAGCCCCACGCAGGCAAAACCGCAACCAAGGGUUUGAAGAAGGAGACUUCUUACCGCCACAGAGAGCUCCACGCCAACAAAACUAUAAUCAAGGACCAGAGCACAUCAAGAUGAAUGCUCCCGGCUAUGCGGGAAAGGUUGAUCCAGAAGCUUACCUAGACUGGGAGAAAAGGAUGGAUCACAUUUUUGCCUACUAUAACCACCCUGGUCCUAAAAGAGUUGCUUUGGCAGUAGCCCAGCUCACGGACAAUGCUCUUUCCUGGUGGGAUAGAUUAUACUCCGAUAGGAGAAGGAACGGCCUGAGGCAACUAGACUCUUGGUUAGACAUGAAAGAUGCGAUGAAGCAACGGUUUGUGCCUCAACACUUUCACAGAGACUUGCAAAGGAAGUUACGGGCACUCAAGCAGGGCAGCAAGUCAGUGGAAGAAUACUAUGAAGAGUUUGAGAAACUAAGAAACCGCUUGGACCUUAAUGAAGAUGAGGAAGCUACCAUGGCUCAGUUCUUCGACGGUUUACAGGAGAGGUUAAGCUGCAAGGUGGAGAUACAUGUUUAUGCUGACAUGAAGGACCUGUUCCAUCUAGCUAUCCAAGCUGAACAACACAUCAAGAAGAAGAGCUCCAAGGGCAAGUCUCAAGUUUCUUGGAAUUCAAGCAAUAGCAACUACAACAAGUCGGUGGACAAAGGAAAAGGGGUUGAAGGAGACAGCCAGACUAAGCCUCGCACCACCGAACCCACGAAGGACAACAAAACCGAGCCAGCCAAAACUACCAACCCCCAACGUGCCAGAGACAUCACAUGUUUCAAAUGUAGAGGCCGAGGACACAUGGCAAGAGAAUGCCCAAUUCAGAGGGUUAUGCUGCUCACUGAUGACGACUAUGAGUCUCGUGAUGAAGGAGAAGUACCUGAGAUUCAAGAAGAGUAUGGAGAGGUUGAAUAUGCUGAUGUGGGAGAGAGCUUGAUGAUCAGACGUGUGCUUAGCGUCCUAGUGCAACCCGUCGAGACAAUCCAAAGAGAAAACAUAUUCCACAGCCGUUGCACCAUAAAAGGCAAGGUAUGUAACCUUAUCAUAGAUGGUGGGUCUUGUACUAAUGCUGCUAGUGCUUACAUGGUAGAGAAACUUGGCCUAGAAAAGACAAAGCAUCCGCAUCCAUAUAGGCUAAGGCGGUUAGAUGAUAAGGUUGAGCUUAAAAUUAAAGAACAAGUGACCAUUCCAUUUAGCAUUGGUAAGUAUCAAGAUGAAGUAGUUUGUGAUGUAGUCCCUAUGCAAGCUGGACAUGUAUUGUUAGGAAGACCAUGGCAGUGGGAUAGAGAAACUAAGCAUGAUGGUAGAACUAACAUGUAUACAUUCAUGCAUGAUAAGCGUAAGAUAAGCUUAGCACCUCUCACCCCAGCACAAGUUCAUGAAAUUCAUUUGCAAAUGGUUAAGAAAAAGGAAAAGUAUGUUAAAUCAAACUUUCUUAUCCGUCCUAGCUGCGUAAGAAAGGCUGCUGCUACCAAACACACAAUGCUACUAAUGAUCUUUAAGGAGCUUUUGAGUGCAGGUUCUGAUGAGUUAACUCUUCAUCCAGAGAUUACUAAGCUUCUUGACAUGUUCAAAGAUGUGUUUCCAGAGGAGAUUCCACACGGUUUACCCCCACUCCGAGGCAUUGAGCACCAGAUAGAUUUUGUGCCAGGAGCUGCUCUGCCAAACAAACCGGCUUAUAGGGUGAACCCGGAAGAGACUAAGGAGUUGGAGAGACAAGUUCAGGACCUAUUGGACAAAGGAUACGUGAGGGAGAGCCUCAGUCCAUGCGCUGUACCUGUCUUACUUGUACCAAAGAAGGACGGGACAUGGAGAAUGUGUGUAGACUGCUGA